Seriola dumerili (greater amberjack) is the source of this 879-nucleotide messenger RNA. RefSeq names its product olfactory receptor 52B2-like. Gene Ontology annotation, cellular component: membrane. The transcript has 5 exons. The record is from RefSeq and is a predicted model, not a curated record. Gene Ontology annotation, molecular function: G protein-coupled receptor activity; olfactory receptor activity. Gene Ontology annotation, biological process: G protein-coupled receptor signaling pathway. NCBI's taxonomy places the organism in Eukaryota, Metazoa, Chordata, Actinopteri, Carangiformes, Carangidae.
AUGGCGCGAUUUCAAGUAUUUAUAUCUCAUGAUUCUCACAUCUUUAUAUGCUCUAAUUAUCUCUGCAUUUUCUUGAUUGUGGUUAUCUGUCUGAACAGAAGCUUACAUGAACCCAUGUACCUGUUUCUGUGCAGCCUGUUUGUAAAUGAACUGUAUGGUAGUACAGGGUUGUUUCUAUUCCUGCUGGUUCAGAUCCUGGCAUUAAGUAAUAUAGCCAUCAUCUCUUAUGACAGAUACCUCGCUAUCUGUUAUCCUCUACAAUAUAACACAUGUAUGACAUUUAACAAGGUCGCCAUGCUUUUGCUGUAAUAUUUUAAGUUAUAUAAUAUUAAGUUAAUUUCUUUGAGUUCCUCUUUAAAGCUGUGUGGGAACAUUACUAACAAAUUAUUCUGUAACAACUACUCUGUCAUCAAACUGGCCUGCUCUGACACCAGAGUGAAUAACAUCUAUGGACUUUUUGGCACUUGUCUUGUCGUCUUCUUUUCUCUAAUUUUAAUUCAAUACACUUAUAUAAAGAUUCUCAAAGUGUGUUUUCCUGGUUAUAAACAGACCAGAGAGAAAGCUGUCAGUACCUGCACACCUCAGGUGGCUUCUCUCAUAAACUUCUCCUUCGGCUAUUUCUUUAAAAUAUUACAGAGCAGGUUUAAUGUGAGUUUACUCAACAUGGUGUGCAUAUUUUUAUCAUUAUACUUUCUCACAUGCCAGCCGCUCUUCAACUAUGUACUGUAUGAACUGAAACUGUCCAAAAUACGCAUCAUAUUUCUAGUCUUUGCUGAACUGCAGGACCUCGAAUCCUUUGAUUCUAUUUGCUCAAUUGGGUCCGAUGAGGCAGUGGUGAGGGUGAAAGACCCAGAUGCUCACCCUUGCUGCAUACCGUGA